Molecule: messenger RNA, 4390 nt
Organism: Morone saxatilis (striped sea-bass)
Lineage: Eukaryota; Metazoa; Chordata; Actinopteri; Moronidae
Product: E3 ubiquitin/ISG15 ligase TRIM25-like
Exons: 16
Coding region: 129-3743 (1204 amino acids)
Molecular function (GO): zinc ion binding; protein binding
Source: RefSeq, a predicted model, not a curated record
CAGAGCUCGUCUCGAGAUGAGUAUUGAAUUGUUUGUGGUGUCACAAUUGCUGCGUAUGGUCAUCUCAGAGACAGUUUAGGCCACGGGCAUUUCCAUAAGAACUACUGACUACAGUCAGAGAUUCCAUAAUGUCAUCAUUCAGUGUCCUUGCUUCAUUGCCGGAGGAUCAUUUCCAGUGUUCGAUCUGUCUGAACGUCUACAGCGACCCGGUUACAACACCUUGUGGUCACAACUUCUGCAAGACCUGCCUCAACGAGCAUUGGGACAAAAGUUGUUUAUGCCACUGCCCAGUGUGUAAUAAAAGAUUCCAUGUGAGGCCUGAGAUAUCCACAAAUGUGGUCAUUGAGGAGAUUUCAGUCCAAAUAAAGAAGAGGAAAGCUGAGACACCUGAAAGUGCGGAUGCACCGUGGCAGGUGACGUGCGACGUAUGCACAGGAAUAAAAUUCAAGGCCCUGAAGUCCUGCCUAGUGUGUCUGACUUCGUACUGUGAGGCUCACCUGGAGCCUCACCAGAGAGUUCCCUCCCUGAUGAGACACAGGCUGACUGACCCGGUGGAGAACCUGGAGGAGAGGAUCUGUGAGAAGCACCAGCGGCUCCUGGAGUUUUUCUGCAGGAAUGAACAGGUGUGCAUCUGUCUGCUGUGCAGUGAGACAGACCACAGAGACCACGAAACUGUGCCUGUUGAAGAGGAAGGGGCUCGACAAAAAGAAAAUAUUGAGUCCAAGGAAGCAAGGAUCAAAGUGAUGAUUGAAGACAGAAUGGAAAAGAUAAAGGAAUUUACAUACUCUUCUGAAAUGAGCAGAGAAAAGGCAAAUAAAGAGAUUGAUGACUGUAAUACGCUCUUCAAUGCUCUAAUGAUGCGUGUACAAGAGGCACACACUAAACUAAAAAGGAAUAUUGAGGAGAAGCUCAGAAAAUCACAAGACAGAGACAAAGCCAUGAUCGAAGAGCUGCAGGAGGAAAUUUUCCAACUGCAGAGGACGUGCUCUGAGCUGGAGGAGCUUUCACAAAGUGACAACCACCUUCACCUCCUGCAGACUUUGCAGGCCCUGAGCACCAUAUCAGUCACGAAGAACUGGUCUGAGAUCAGGGUUUAUUCAGACCUCUGCGUGCAGACAGUGAGGAGAGCCAUGACUCAUCUUGUACACACUUUUCAAGCAGACCUGAAAACUCUGACAGAAACCGAACUGACCAAGAUGAGACAAUAUAAAGAGACGGUCACCUUUGACCCAGCCACCGCUGGUUGCUUCCUUGUGGUGUGUGAAUUUGGAAAAUGUUUGAAGUACUCCAUAAUUGCAAGCCCAUCAUCAUCUGAUGACUCCAAGAGGUUUGACUAUCCCAUGAUCUUAGGGACAAAGGGCUUCUCCUCUGGGCGCCACUACUGGGAAGUCCAAGUGGGCCUGAGAGGUGACUGGGACGUUGGUGUUGCCAAGGAAACAGUAAACAGGGCGGGGAAGAUCACUCUGAAAAAAGAAAAUGGCUUCUUCGCCAUAGGAAAGAGAGGUUUUGAUUACCGAAUUCAUUGUACAAAAUACACGGUCCUUCACCUGUGUCCCAGGCCAAGAAAGAUAGGAGUGUAUUUGGACUAUAAUGAAGGCAGAGUGUCUUUCUAUGAUGUGGAUAGGAAGUUGAACAUUUACUCUUUCACAGGAGAGUGUUUCGCAAAGAAACUGUUCCCCUACUUCUAUCUGUGCAGCAAGGGAAAGAAAUCCGAGACUUUGGUUAUUACCUCUGUAUAUACUGUAUUCAACAACCAAUGGAAUACACCAUCAUCUGUGCAUGCUGAUACCACACCAAAACAGACCAGAGGUGCAUGCGCCCACAUGCAAAAGCAGACAAUAAGUAUUGACCUAAUGUCCGAGCCUCCUAAGUGCUGCAUCUGUCUGGAUGAGUUCACAAGCCCUGCUUCCCUCCCCUGUGGACACCGCUUCUGCCUGGCCUGUAUAGGCGAAUACUGGAGGAUCAAUGGGGCCUGGCAGUGCCCCCUCUGCAAGGCCAUUUUCCCCACCAGGCCACAGCUCAAAACAGACCAAACACUACAUGCUGGUGCCUCAACUGAGGAAGCAACUGUGCCUUUAAAAGCUGGAGAGGUUCCCUGUGAUUUCUGCCCAGCAAAGCAUAGAGCAGUCAAAUCCUGCCUGGAGUGCAUGGCCUCAUAUUGUGUCGCUCAUCUCGAGCCACAUUACCAGAAUGAAGAUCUUGGGCGCCAUCUUCUGAUCAGUGUGGUGAAGAACCUGGAUGACUCUUCGGAACACAGGGGCCAUCACAUUAUUUCUAUCAACAAGGAAGCUGCAAAGAAGAAGGUCAAACUAAAAAGGAGAAAGAUGAAACUUCAGCAAGCCAUUCAAGAGAGACUGAGUAAAGUUGAGAAAAUCAAGAUCUCUGCAGACCUCAAUGGAGAAAAUCCAAAGGAGGCUUGGGCACAAAAUAAAGAGCUCACCCGACAACUGGAAGAAGAAAUCUCCGAGUUGCAGAGAAGAAACUCUGAGUUGGAGCAGUUCUCGCAGACUGAAGACAACCUCCACUUCCUACAGAAUCAUUCUUCAACUGAAAGGCUGAAGGGCCACAAGUUGGUGGAACCUGUAAAGAACUUGGAUGAGAGGGCCUGUCUGCAGCAUGGACGCCCCUUGGAGCUGUACAGCAGGAAGAAGGAGAAAUGCAUUUGUGUACGCUGUAUUGAUGGUGGAGAGGAGGUUGUUUCUACUGAAGAUGAAUGGAACAAGAAGAAGUUACAACAGAAAAUCCAGAAGAGAAAAACACGAAUGGAUGAGAUUAAUACAUCUCUUAAGAAGUGCAAGGACCAGAUGGAUGAUGAGUGGUGGGAUAUUGAGGGUGUGUUCACAGCUGUGAUUGCCAUUGUGGAGAGAGCCCAGGCAGCAGCCCUACAGCCACUAAAGGACAGGAGACAGGUUGUGGAGAAAGAUGCAAAAGACCUCAUAGAAGAGUUGGAAGCAGAGAUCAACAGGCUUGAGAAGACCAUCUCUGAGUUGGAUGAUAUAUCUGCACUUGAGGAUCACAUCCAUUUCUUGCAAAGUUACCCAUCUCUUCAAGACCUGGACAACAUCAAAGACUGGACAGAGGUAGAGUUUGACACGUCACUGUCUUUUGGCACCAUGAGAAAAACCACAGCAGCCCUGUUGGAACAAAUUCAACAGGAACUGGAGAAGCUGACCUCCAUCGAACUUCAGAGAGUUCCAAAGUUUACAGUGGAUGUAAAGCUGGAUCCAACCACCGGCCACCAACGCCUUGUUCUUUCUGAUGACGGGAAGGAAGUGAAAGAUGGAGGCGAGGACAAGGAAGUAGACGAUACUUCUGAGAGGUUUGAUCUGUUUGCCAGCAUCCUGGGGCUCAACAGGUUGACCUCUGGGAGGUCAUACUGGGAGGUGGAGGUCAGCAAGAAGACAGGGUGGGACCUGGGUGUGGCAAGAUGUGACGCAAACCGCAAAGGAAAACUCUCGCUGAACCCAGAUAAUGGUUACUGGGUUACUGUACAUUAUGAAGAUGAAAAGUACGCUGCCAUGACAGCACCACCAGUUUGUCUUUCCCUAAAAGAGAAACCACAAAGGGUGGGAGUGUUUGUGGAUUACGAGGAACAUUUUGUGUCCUUCUACAAUGUGACAGCUAAAUCUCACAUCUACUCGUUUACUGAGUGUUCGUUCAAUGAUUCAGAGAUCUUCCCAUAUUUCAGUCCACAUGCAAAACAAGAUGAAAAAAACAAUGAUCCUUUGAUUAUUGUUAAUUAGGAAAUUGAAAUGUCAUAAAGAAUUUGCAUUCCAGUUUUGCUAUAUUAGAAUGCGGAGAGGGAAUUCUUGGUGAAUCUGAAUUGGCUUGAAAAAAAAAGUUCUGGAGAAUUUGGAGAAUUACAACUAGUAAAAUUACUUCUGUAUUAUAAGUCUGGGUGCAACUACACAUGAUGAUGCAAGGUGUGCCUACGAUAACACCAAGCCUUGUUGCCAAUGCAAUGAAACAAUGCUACAUGAUGUAACAACACUACAUGUAGGGACGCUACUAGUUUAACUACAUUUCCCAAUGGCGUUGGCCCAAAAUAAUGCAACAUUUUCAGCAGCAAUGUUUUUUUCAGUAUGUUUUCACUCCCAAAGUGUCAAAUAUGGCAGCUUAGUCAGCCCUACAAUUUAAACUGUAACACUGUAGGUGCCCCCUCUAGAGGAAUGUUUUGAUGUGCAGUCAAAUCAGGUGACAUAGUUAGGACUUACACCAAGGAGUUGUUUGUUUUCUUGGUGAAACCAAUAAUAGUUUUUUACUUACGUUACCUAAGUUGCUUUCUUAUUUACUGAAACCAUGAUCUUUUCAUAAACCUAACUAAGUCGUUUUUGUGCCUAAACAUUAUCCAAACUGUGACUGUUGCACAACAUGAACCACAUUUUUAUUU